UUGCCAGACUUCCAGGAGUUGGAGCGACUGACCAAGAACGGCACACCGACAACGUGAAAAAAGGAAACUCGUGUCUUCUUCCUGUAUGGAUCUACUUUCUUCUCUGGAAGGGUUUCGAGGAGCUGCAAUGGUUUGCAUGGCUGGGCAUGUUCGAGACUUGUAUUCAAGAGAAAUGGCACACGUCCUAUACGUUGCAAAGUUGUAAAAGUAGUUUCCCUUGAAGUUUUUUUUUCCGCCACCAGCUCAGACUUCGUGUUUCUCCAGCCUGUCGACCCACAGCCAUCAUGGCGAGGAGGACGGGGGAGAAACGGCUGGUUUUGAAGACGAAAACACGCGCGGCUUUUCGGGAUAAACGCAUUCGGUUUCACAGGGGUUUGUUGGCUUUUUCGUGGAGCAUCGUUUUAAUCUGCUUGGCUCUUUCGUGUGGAUAUUGCAGAGCAGAGACGGAGUUUUCCAUCCUGGAAGAAGCUCAAGUUUUGGCCGAUCAGAUGAAAAAGCUGUCCUCACAGGAGCUGGGAGUCUUUACUAUGCAGAGGAUUUUCAACUCGUUUGUGUACACUGAGAAGACUUCAAACGGAGAGACAGAGGUGCAGCAGUUGGCCAAAAAGAUCCGUGAAAAGUUCAACCGCUACCUGGACGUAGUGAACCGGAACAAACAGGUGGUGGAGGCCUCGUACACCGCCCACCUCACCUCUCCACUCACUGCCAUACAGGACUGCUGCUCCAUACCCACAUCUAUGAUGGAGUUUGAUGGAAACUUCAAUACCAACGUCUCCAAGACCAUCUGCUGCGAUAGACUUUCCCCCAACGUCAACAGCCGAGCAUUCAAUCCUGGACGGGACCUCAACUCAGUGUUAGCAGACAACCUGAAGUCCAACCCGGGGAUAAAGUGGCAGUACUUCAGCUCAGAGGAGGGCAUCUUCACAGUCUUCCCUGCCCACAAGUUCCAGUGCAAGGGAACUUACGAGCAUCGCAGCAGGCCUGUGUAUGUGUCUGCGGUGCGUCCCCAGUCUAAACACAUCGUGGUGAUGGUGGAUCAUGGAGCAUCUGUAACAGACACCCAGCUUCAGAUCGCCAGGGACUCCGCACUGGUCAUCCUCAACGCCAUCGAUGAACAUGACAAGAUCUCCAUUUUGUCAGUGGCAGACACCGUUCGCACCUGCUCUCUGGACCAGUGCUACAAGAGUCUGCUCUCUCCGGCCACCAGUGAGACCAAGAGGAAGAUGAGCACCUUCAUCUCCAACAUCAAGGCGUCUGAUGCAGCCACACAGCACGCUGCAGGCUUCCAGAAGGCCUUCCAGCUGCUCCGAAACACCAGCAGUCUCUGCAAACAUAGCACCACCACAGACAUGGUGAUCAUCCACCUGUCGUCCGGUAUCACGUCCCGAGAUUCAUCAGAGCAGGAGAAGAGAGCGACGCUCCGUGUGGUCAGAGAGGAGAACCGCCACCUCAACAACUCGGUCAUGAUCCUCACAUACGCUCUCAUGAACGAGGGUGUAACAGGCCUGAAGGAGCUGGCCUUCUUGAGGGAUCUUGCAGAGCAGAAUUCAGUGAAAUAUGGCGUUGACCGAGCAUCAGAUAGAGACCGAUCAUAUGGGUCGUCCUCGUCUGGAUCGGUCUCCAUGAUGCCGGUGGUGAAGGGAAGCAUGAUGGUUCUAAAUCAGCUGAGCAACCUAGAGACGACAGUCGGCCGCUUCUACAUCAACCUGCCCAAUCGCAUGAUCGACCUGGUCCGCUUCAGCCUGCCCUACACUGACCCCAUGGGAGACGGGUUUAUUAUGACCGUGAGCCGGCCGUGUUAUUUCGGUAACCUGCUGCUUGGCGUGGUGGGGGUGGACGUGAACCUGGCCUACAUCUUGGAGGAUGUCACAUACUACCAGGACUCACUGGCUUCAUACACGUUUCUCAUUGACAACAAAGGUUACACCCUGAUGCAUCCAUCACUCACACGGCCCUACCUGAUGACAGAGGCUCCCCUGCACACGGACAUUAUCCACUACGAGAAUAUCCCAGCAUUCCCUGUUGUGCGGCAGAACAUCCUCAGCCUCCCUCUGGGCAGUCAGGUGAUUUCUGUCCCAGUCAACUCCUCUCUGUCCUGGCACACAAACCGACUCCGGGACAACAGCAAGGAUGCAUACAACGUCAGCUACGCCUGGAAACUGGUUCAGGACACGUCGUUCAUCCUGUGCAUUGUGUACGUGCAGCCGGAGAUCCCUGUUAAGCAUCUGAAGAACCUGAAUACAGCGCCCAGCUCCAAGUUGCUGUAUCAUCGCUUAGACCUGCUGGGUCAGCCCAGCUCCUGCCUGCACUUCAAACAGCUCGCCACAGUUGAGUCUCCCACGGUGAUGUUGGCAGCUGGAAGUUUCUCCUCUCCCUACGAGCACCUCAGUCAGCCGGAAACAAAGCGCAUGGUGGAGCACUACACCGCCUACCUGAGUGAUAACACCAGGCUCAUAGCCAACCCAGGCCUCAAGUCCUCUGUCAGAAACGAGGUUAUGGCGACCAGUCACGUCACGGAUGAGUGGAUGACACUAAUGGAAAUGAGUAGCCUCAACUGCUACAUUGUGCGCCGUUACAUAGCAACCCCCAGUGGGGUGCUCCGGAUUUACCCAGGAUCACUGAUGGACAAAGCCUUCGACCCGACCCGCAGACAAUGGUACCAGCAUGCUGUGGCUAACCCUGGCCUCAUCACCUUCACGGGACCCUACCUGGAUGUGGGCGGGGCGGGCUAUGUUGUCACUAUCAGUCACACUAUCCAUGCCUCCAGCUCUCAGAUGGCCCCUGGGUAUGCCGUUGCAGUGAUGGGCAUAGACUUCACUCUUCGCUACUUCUAUAAGGUCUUACUGGACCUGCUUCCCAUCUGCAACCAGGACAAGGGAAACAAGAUCAGGUGCUUCAUAAUGGAGGAUAGAGGGUACCUGGUGGCUCACCCCACUCUCAUUGACCCCAAAGGUCACGCCCCCGCAGAGCAGCAGCACAUUACACACAAGGAGCCGUUGGUGGCUAACGACAUCCUGAACCAUCCCAACUUUGUGAAGAAAAACUUGUGUAACAGUUUCAGUGACCGCACCGUGCAGCGCUUCUACAAGUUCAACACCAGCAUAAUGGGGGACCUUACCAACCGUCAUGGGAGCCACUGUUCUAAGUACCGUCUGACCCGAAUCCCUGGCACCAACGCUUUCGCUGGCAUUGUUAACGAGACGUGUGACUCUCUGGCGUUCUGCGCCUGCAGCACGGUGGACCGCCUCUGUCUCAACUGCCACAGAAUGGAGCAGAAUGAAUGUGAGUGUCCAUGUGAGUGCCCCCUGGAGGUCAAUGAGUGUACUGGCAACCUCACUAAUGCUGAAAACAGGAACCCUAGCUGUGAGGUGCAUCAUGAGCCAGUCAGUCUGAAUGUGAUUGAUCCCAGUCUGCAUGAAACGCUGCCCCAGUGCAUCAACACUCGCUGUAGCCAGAGAUACACCAGCAGUGAUUGUUUUGGCGUUUUGGACUGUGAGUGGUGCAUGGUGGACAGUGAUGCUAAGACGCAUCUCGACAAGCCGUACUGUGCCCUACAGAAGGAAUGUUUUGGGGGAAUUGUUGGUGCCAAAAGUCCCUAUGCAGAUGGCAUGGGAAUGCUAGAUGAGGAGGUGGCCUCUCUGAACAUGAUCAAGAGCGCCCCUGUGGGUCCAGUUGCUGGGGGCAUUAUGGGAUGCAUCAUGGUGUUGGUGCUGGCUGUGUAUGCAUACAGACACCAGAUCCACAGGCGGUCGCACCAGCAUAUGUCACCACUGGCAGCACAAGAAAUGUCAGUGAGAAUGUCCAACCUGGAUAAUGAAAGAGAUGAAAGGGAUGAAGACAGCCAUGAGGACAGAGGAAUUAUCAGUAAUACUCGAUUCAUUGCUGCCGUAAUCGAGCGACACACUCACACGCCUGAGCGGAGACGGAGGUACUGGGGUCGAUCCGGGACGGAGAGCGACCAUGGCUACAGCACCAUGAGCCCGCAGGAGGACAGUGAGAAUCCACCUGGGAACAACGACCCGCUCUCAGCAGGUGUGGACGUCGGUAACCACGACGACGACCUCGACCUAGACACACCACCUCAGACGGCGGCGUUGCUCAGCCACAAGUUUCACCCUUACCGGCACACGCAUACACACCACCACCCGCUGCACAUGCACACGCACCACCUGCAGGCGGCAGUCACCGUGCACAGUGUGGACGCAGAGUGCUGAUCCUGUUGGGAAUGGACCUUUUUGUAUUAAAGACUAUUUUUAAGAAAAAACAUUAGUGCUUGAUCGGACAGCACGCAGUAGGUACUGUCAGGAUGGACGGAGGGAGAGAGAAGCUGGACUCGCAGUGUUUAUGGGCCGCUGGGAUCUCUGACAUGAGUUCAGUGUGUAAUGGGUGUUAGCCUCAUGGUCUCAUUGCGCCAACAUCUGCAUCUCAACCCAGACCAAGAUCUUGUUAGUGCACAUAGCCUAACUCGACUUUUCGUGUGUUUUCUGAAUUUAUUUGCAAUUCAGAUCACAACUGGAACCUAAAAUCCUUGAGGGAGUAGUGAGGUCUUCAUUUCCAUAUGGAAAGCCAGAGCAACGACUUUAUAGGACCAGAGGAAAAGCCAAUUAACAAAUUAAAUCUAUAUGCUGAUUGAACCCUUUUGCCCUAAUGCUUUAUUCCCACCUUGCCCCUAAGCCUCCUUGUGGUGAAAACGUCUCUGAUUAAGACAAAGUCCUGUAUUUUUGCAAAGAAUAGGAUCUAAUAUGAGAUUCUAUUACGGAUAAUAAUGAAAUUUCAUUCUCCCAUUAUCACUCAACAGUUGGUUUUCUCUGAAGGGUAAUCCUGAGUCUCUGUGAACUUCAUAGUGCAGAAGAAGCAAACUUCAAUGAUUCAAAUAAAUACAAGAAGAAAACAAAUUAAGAGGAAACAAAUAUUUUUCUAUUAUUUAUUAAGGAGGUACCUUUAAAAUGACAGAUGAGUAAGCAGCUGCAGAUAACAAACAAGAUAAGUGAUGCUUAUCAACCCACUUCCUAUAAACAAUGCAUCAUAUUUAGAGCUCAUUAGUUUCUCUUUUCAUUUCCCUACAAGCACAUGGUCUGCUUUUGUUUAUCAGACAGUGUGAAAACGAAGGGACCCUGUAGCAUUAUCAGAAGCUCAUUGGAUUUUAUUUCUAUUUCUCUCUUAACUUUCUUUUACUAGAGGCAUAUUUUUGAGCUAUCCUCUCCACCAGAUGAUCCCAUUUGCUAUAUGGUGUUGUGCCUGGGUUUACUUCAAGGAGGAAACUUAUUGGAUGAGCAGGGACCUAACAUUUUAAUCAGAUCUGCUCCUUACAACACAAAACAUUGUCAUUCUGGACAUGUCCCUUUUAAGGAGGCAGGAAACGUUUGCUGGCCUUUGUAAGCCUAUCGGGGAUUGAAGAGGGAAGCGAGAAACUAGCACCAGCAAAAAGUUCCUGGUUUAAGUCCCUGCUGGAGAUUUGGUUUGUGAGGAUAAUUGGGGAUCCUCACAGAGGACUGAUUCACAGAGACUGACUGCCGUCCCCUCUGUCUGCCUGAGUAGAAAAACCAGUACUGAAAGCUGCCCCCUACCCCACCCCCUUUCCAAUUCAACCACAACAUUUUUUGACUUGUUGCCUCGCUGUUGCAGAGCUAAUACUGUCUGUAUGUUAAGUUGUGUGCUGGAUUUGGUGCAAAGCAAGCUUAAUUUCCAGUGAUGCCCAAGAUGGAGUCUCCCUCUCAUUAAAGAGAGUGAAAGAGGGAGAGAUGCUGCUGUUGUUGUACAGAGGUUACACCCAUCUGUCAGCUCCUCUGUGGUUAACCACUCAAAAUGUAUUUUCUACACGUCUCUGGAUUAACUGUUACAUGUGUGUGAGUGUGUAUAUGUGAGAGUGAGAGCAUGGAGAGAGAAUGACUAUCAACCUGGAACAUUUUCAUUGAAUGCAUUAUUGUAUUUUUUUCAAGAUAGUAUUAGAGAAUUAUAGGUUAAACUAUUCUGAUCGAGAAAUCCACUUAUUUUAAUACUGAUGAAGAGUCACGUGACCUGCUCUGUGCUUUGUGCAUACAACUGGUCAAGAUCGCCUCAGUGUGAUAUCAUUUAUUUUUGUUAUCUAAAAUGUCUAUUGUUUUUCAGAGGUUCAUUGUGAAGUGUAAAUACAGAAUCACAAAUAGCGAACGAUGUCCUGUACACUCCGUUUUUUUAUGUAGGUUUUGAUAUUGGGUUUUGAUAUUUUGUCUGUUCAUGGUUUCUCACUAUAUUUUUGAUGCCUUGGAUGUUCUUUUAGAUUAAUUUUUUUAGGUCCAUAUUGGAUGGAAGUCAGUACUUGGAAAAAUUAUACACACACUUUAUAUGUUAAGAGACUUCUAGAUUUUAAAGUUUUAUCAAAAAGCUCCACAAAAUAAUUUUGAUUCAGGGCUUGCAGUAAGCCGUGCUAUGUUUCUGUUGCUACUUAAAAGAGCCAUACUCAUUCACUGUUUCUUGAGUAUGUUUGCCCUUUUAGUAGAAUAUAUACAUUAGCACUUCCAAUGUGAGCUCAUUAAACUGCAAGCGGCAAAAGUGCCAAAUAAUUUGACACCUGAUAAAGCAUAGAAGUUAACACAAAGUGGUGUUAUUAUAGCACCCAUUCAUGUUAAAGUGGGCUUCUACUGUUCUUGAUGUAAUUGCAGCGGAAAAAUGUGGGUUAUAAUCCACUGAAAACCUGGAUGACAGAAAGGUUCAUCCUGCGCCCAUUAGACCAUUUACUGGAGCGGUUUGACCAUAUGACAGCAAUCAUUAAUUUUUUAACACAACUUAGUUAAACAUUCUCUUUUCACCACUUCACAUGGUACAUAAUUGUUGUGGAAUAAGACAUUGAAGCAGUUUUGUAGCAUUUCAGAGCAUUAAUUUCGAUUUGUUUCAAAUUGAGUUUGUUUUUAAAGGCAUUUUUUUCUGGAGAACUCUUCAACAGUAUUUACCAGCUGUUGUAAACAAGUAUAUAUAUGUGUGUGUGUGUGUGUGUGUGUGUGUGUGUAUACAAAACACUCUGAAACGCAUUAAAUAAUGUACUGAAGGAAAAUGUGUACAUCACCCCCCUCAUGUAUCAUAUAAAGUUAUCAAAUUGAGAUUUAUUGCAAUGUGAAUGUGAUAAAAUCCAUUUUACACUAAA
Messenger RNA from Eleginops maclovinus (Patagonian blennie), 7120 nucleotides. RefSeq names its product cache domain containing 1 (gene cachd1). NCBI's taxonomy places the organism in Eukaryota, Metazoa, Chordata, Actinopteri, Perciformes, Eleginopidae. Gene Ontology annotation, cellular component: voltage-gated calcium channel complex. The record is from RefSeq and is a predicted model, not a curated record. Gene Ontology annotation, molecular function: voltage-gated calcium channel activity.